Dibothriocephalus latus is the source of this 585-nucleotide messenger RNA. NCBI's taxonomy places the organism in Eukaryota, Metazoa, Platyhelminthes, Cestoda, Diphyllobothriidea, Diphyllobothriidae. The record is from the annotation of a GenBank genome assembly.
AUGCAGCUGAUGCAACUGAAAAGUGAGACGUUGAGGAGGCGGCGAGCUGAGAUUCAUUCCUUGGUCAGACAACAGAUCAGCAUCAAGAAGGCCCAACUGCGCGCUGAACAGAAAGCCAAAGCGGAAAUACGUCGUACCCGGAACCUCACUAUCACCGUUAACCCCGCAUCCAUUGCGCUAACUUCCGAAGACAUGGCCAUCAUGGAGGAUAAGGUUUUGAAACAGUUUGGAAAUCGCAGUUCAAUGUUCGAAGAGGUAGAAAAGUUCCUAAAUUUUGACACGGAAGCCAUGGAGGCCAUGGCCAAGGCCCUGGGUUCAGACGAACGCGCGCAGCAAUUUGUAGGGACCCUGAAGCAGCCCAAGUACCUGCUGGAAUACCUUAAGCACAAAUGUGAAGACUAUAUAUCGCUGCUGCUGAAACGAGACUGGUCAGAGUCCGAGCUCAAGGACUUGGCAAAUGGGCGCUUCAAGGAGGAACUGCAACCCGGUGACUUGCCAAUUACAAAUCCUCUUACCACAAUCGCGACAGGAAUCAGUGAGGAGCUGCUGAUUAAGUUCUACAAGGCUCUUAAAACUGCUGAUCAC